Molecule: messenger RNA, 2799 nt
Organism: Annulohypoxylon maeteangense
Lineage: Eukaryota; Fungi; Ascomycota; Sordariomycetes; Xylariales; Hypoxylaceae
Exons: 5
Coding region: 1-2799 (932 amino acids)
Biological process (GO): regulation of DNA-templated transcription
Molecular function (GO): zinc ion binding; DNA-binding transcription factor activity, RNA polymerase II-specific
Source: RefSeq, a predicted model, not a curated record
AUGGCGUUCUGCACGUAUUGCGGCAAGAAUUUCCAACGCAACGAGCAUUUGGAACGUCAUUUGGUAACUCACACCAAUAUCAAACGCUUUAAGUGUUCAAUAUGCCAUAUCUCAUUUUCUCGGGGUGAUGUGCUUCAAAAGCACCUAGCAAUCCAUGGGGAUGUUGAUAACGACUCUCCUCAAGGCGUUGCUAGGGUGAGGGCCCGGACUCAGACAGCAUGCCGCAAUUGCGCUAAGAUGAAGGCUAAAUGUGAUUCAAAUUCGCCAUGCAACAGAUGCCGGUCAAAGAAAUUGACCUGUGAUCGCCAAUCAAAGAGGACACGAGUAACCACUGUCUCGGACCAGUCUCAGCACGCACGCAUUGACGGCGAUAGCAACUCUCCGGAACUUACAAGCAGCCGCGAAAACGAUGAUAUCAAUGAGCCGGCGACGCACAAUCAACACACUCAUAGCGUGGACCAUGUCGAAGUACGAUUUGAAGCCGAUUCACAACCACAGAAGGAAUUGGGCAUGUUCAUUAACAAUCGUUCUUUUAUGGAUUGCGCGACCGGCCCGGCAUCUGGUCAAGAGAGCUUAAUAGCGUCUGGGGCUGGUCUGGUUCCAAAUAUUCCGACUCUAGUAGAGUGGCCAGCCACAGAUGCUUGCCAGCAAAUUGACACUCCAAAUGUUACUAGUCACUAUGCCCCUGAUAAUUCUACAAGUGAUGUAACGGCUAGUAUACCAGAUUUCGUGAGAGAACAAAACGACUCGUCUAAUGCCAAUUUGCAAGUCUCGCCUCAAAACAGUCAUGACAGUCCAUGGGACCCGAAUAUUCGGCCGUUAGCCGAGGCCUUGGAGCACCCAGCUGUUCUAGAAGGUCGAGACUACUGGUCUUCCUUUCGGUGCAAUCCCAAGAAAGACCCAAUUGCUUGUCCUAGGACUGCUGGUAUCUUCCUCGAAAGCCUCAGCCAAAUGCCAAAGUACGAUAGGCUUUGGAGUUGGUUCGACCUCGAUUUCUCGGGUCCGACCUUCACGGACAAGAUAAUCAGCAUGCCACUACUAGAAAACACGCGAGACACGUUAUCGGCUAUCUCACAAUCAUUCCUCCAAAAAGCACUCGAGGUUCACAAGUUAGAUCCUGCAGCGGCCUCUGUUGACGCAGCAUCUCCAAGUAGUGACUUCUCACGUGGCUUUCUCGUUUUACCGCCUGCUGCGACCCUGGAAUAUUUUCUCGGGGAAUACAUGCGCCUCUUCGAACCCUUCUAUAAGCUUAUCCCCGGUGGGAUUUUGGAUGCAAACUUUCUAUUGGGAGGGAGUAAUAACCGUGCAGGCACGUUGUUAAUAUUACUUAUGAUUGCUCAAGCGGCUAGUUCAGACCCUACGACCGAGGGCCGUCGUCUUUCGGCGGGGUUGACAGAAGUUUGUAGGAUAUCACUGUUUGAUCUGAUAGAGAAAGACGUCUCUACAUGUCACCACUCGUUCCCUGUGCAUUCAGCUUUGUUAUUCAUUAAUCAAGCUGUUUGGAGCGGCGAUAAAUGGUUGAUGGAUAUUGGCUCUGGUCAACGAGGCAUCUACGUCGCGAUGGUUCGAAACGGUGGCCUUUUCGAUAUUAGGGACAACUAUCCGGAUCCUGAUGGCGAUUGGGGACUAACUAGAACUCGAUGGUUAGAGCGUGAAAGGAUUAUUAGGCUAGCAUACGCAUGGGUUCUACUGGAUUUGGAAAUGAGCUUGUACCAAGACACGAAUCUCCACAUCCCAGUAUUAUCUUUGAAUUCGUCGCUCCCUAGUAGUGAAGACCUAUGGCUAGCUCCUGAUGUCGCCGCAUGGCAGCAGCUCCUUACGCGCGACGACGACUCGGGUGUUGGAUCUUAUUCUACCCAACCUCUACCACAACCGUCCUUGCGUGCGCUAUUCCAAUGGUUCCUAAAUGAUGACCUCACGCCACAGAAGCAGCAAUAUCUUAACCCUCUGACUCUGCGGUUGCUUUUGCACCCCUUGCAUGGACUAGUAUAUAGCUGUCGACAACUACUAGAUUGUCUCGGGGAAGUAACAUGCUCUCGAUCCUUCUCUCCUAUCACCAAAGCUUCUACGCACGUCCGAAUGCACGAGAUAAGAUCAUUACUGAAUCGUUGGCUUGACUUAUACAAAUUAAGCCUAUCAGGGUCGUGGGUAUCGACGAUAUCAGAUAGUAAUGAGACGAAUGAUGCAUCGAUCACAGCAACUCUAAUCACAUAUCACAUCAUAAAUCUGAAUACAGUUGCUAGUAUCCCCGAUAUUGAGGAAUUGGCACGGCGCGAGUUAUCCGAUAGAGAACUUCGCCAGUUCUCCCAAGAGGCAGGUUGCUUCGUGCAUAAUCCUAAAGAAGCUGUGUUUCACGCCGGUCGGAUCUUAUAUCUUCUCCGCGGCCUCGAUCGGAAAACGCGACCGCCUUGGUGGCCGGCGGCUUUGUAUCGUUCGACGCUCUGCUUGUGGGCAUCCAGCAUAUUCUACGGGCCGUUAUGGGCGUCUGCAUCAUCGUCAUAUCUUUUGAUCGAUGAACAGGAAGGCGAUAGCCUCGACCCGUAUAGUUGGAAUCUAGUGAGAGGAGCGAAUAAAGAUGAUGUUGUUGGCUUACCCUGGGACUCCCGCUCACCGUCCCUUGUUCCAGCCUUGAAGAGUCCGACUGGAACAGGAGGGCCAGUCACACUAGAGCAUCCUAACCUUGUCUUAGAAACAUGUUUAUUGGUUUUUGAUACGGGAGUACCAACAAGAGUUUGUGAGGGGAUUCGGGGUAAGCUAAAUCAACUGUUACAGCGUAGGAGUGUUCUUAACAGUAAAUAA